AUGUCCAGCACAGCAGCAUCCGACUUCGCCUUCACAACCCCCUAUGUUCAGGCCGACGCUUGUUGGGACCUGGUCGGCGGGAGCCGGGCCACGACGGUGACUGACGGGACAACGUACUGCAAGGAGGCUACGGAUCUCUGCACCGAGUGUCUGCCACCAAGCUGGAGGACAAUCCCUCCCGAGAGUCGUUACUCGCCGAGCCCUGCGGUCUUGACUACAGCGUGGUGUUGUGAUUACUAUAAAGACCUCUACGCACUCAACGACUAUCCACUAGACGGCUACUCAAAACCCUGCGUCCAAAGUGAGGGCGGAGAGAUUUACGUCCAUACACCGUGGCAUAUCACCUGGCAGGAGUCCGAUCGAUCGAGUCUACGCCACGAGCCGCCGACUGUAGAUCCGGAUAUGAUGAUAGAUACCUGGUUACCGGGGAUUAUUGGUGCGGGACCUCCAGAGCAAGUUCCAUUACCUACACCAUCAGAGCCCGAGCCUGAGCCAGAGGCCUCUGUGACAGCACCACGGAACUCGGACUCGCCGUCAUUCUCGCCAUCCGCCAUACUUUCUCUAACGAGCCCUGGCUCUAGCUCUUCAACACCCGAGAACCCGGGCACCUCCGAAGAGCAAAACAGACCAUCACAGUCGACGCAGGACGCAGAGCCGACAUCGACUGGCAAUGAGUCCGUUUCGCCCGAUGAGCCUUCAAUAACACCGACAGGUGGCGGUGCGUCCAUAUGUGCGACACCCAUGGGAGCUACGGUGGCUGUGGGGUUCACGAUGAGUGUAGGGCUCGGGCCGAGAAUUCUCGGACUGGACUUAUGA
Molecule: messenger RNA, 816 nt
Organism: Aspergillus calidoustus
Lineage: Eukaryota; Fungi; Ascomycota; Eurotiomycetes; Eurotiales; Aspergillaceae
Source: the annotation of a GenBank genome assembly